AAAUAAAAAAUGUUAUAGAUUAUUGUUUCGCAUAUAAAAAGAUUAUAAACUUCAACCAGUCCUAGAAUGUCAUUAUAUAAAAACGUACGGUUGCUGGUUUGUUUUUGGUAUUUGACUCAGUUUUAUGGUUUCCUGAUACUUGUUAAUGCUAUGCAUCCUUUUAAAUAACCGUACUCAUACUUUAUUUAUGCUCCUACCAAUAUUUGCCUUCACUUAAUGACCAGAUAGACAACGUAAUUGAUUCUAACAUCCGUUCUGAAAAACCAAACUUUAUAAAUUUUAGGCCCAUAUUACAUGUAUUAUUUAAGUUGGGCCGCAAUAAUAUAUUUAUCUUAUAUAUCCAUUACAUUAAAAACGAGAAUUCAUAUUUUUUCCAUGCAUCUGCUUCGGCGAGUAAACUUUGUAAAACUAUUAGAAUAUCUUUUAAAAGUAAUGAAUCUACUAAAUAUUUUUUCCUAGAUAUACAUACAUAAUUCUUGUCUAAAUCACUAUUUUCAUGACAUUGUUUCCAAAUUCAAAUCUUUUAGUCUUCUAAAGCCAUUAUUAGCCCCAGACCCAAAGAGCGUAAGAAUAAAAGACGAGUUUUCCCCAAUAUUCGAAGCUUACGAUUGAAAAUCACAAGCUUGAAUAAAGAAGCUUGACUUUAAAGCAUUUUGAUUUCGAAUCUGAUUUCUGUUUUCGAGAGAGAGAGAAAGUGAAAAUGGGCUCUAAAGGCAGCGUUCAAAAGAUGAUUCAGAGUUUGAAAGAGAUCGUGAACUGUUCCGACUCAGAGAUCUACACGAUGCUUGUGGAGUGCCAUAUGGAUCCUAACGAAACCGUUAUUCGUCUCAUUUCUCAAGAUGCUUUUCAAGAGGUGAAGAGCAAGCGAAACAAAAAUAAAGAUACUAAAUAUCAAGCAGAGUCAUGGAGACGUGGAAUCCCAAAUCGUGGAGCUAGAAACAGUGCUAAGUCCAGUUACAACACCGCUCGAGGUGGCGGCAACAAAUUUAACUCCAAUGAGACAAGACUUGCUCAAAGAGGGAAGGGAGCACGCAACCAUUGGGCUGGCUCUUCUUCAGCACCAAAAAGUGAUCCUAAAAACGCUGAAGUUCAGGAAGCAGCACCAGCGGGUUCAACUGGUGCUGCAGCUUCUUCCUCUUCGCUGCCACCACCAGCGUAUCAAUCCGCUUGGGCCAAAGCUAACCCCGGGAAGAAAACUAUGGCUGAGAUUGUGAAAAUGGGUAAGCCUCUUCAUCAGAAGAAAGUCAGUGUGCCUCGUUCAUUAGAGACGCAAGAGAGGGGAAGCAAAGCUCCUUUGAAAGAUGAAGGGUCUUCAACUGAGAAGCAAGAGAGGGGAAGCAAAGCUCCUUUGAAAGAUGAAGGGUCUUCAACUGAGAAGCAAGAGAGGGGAAGCAAAGCUCCUUUGAAAGAUGAAGGGUCUUCAACUGAGAAGCAAGAGAGGGGAAGCAAAGCCCCUUUGAAAGAUGAAGGGUCUUCACUUGAGAAGCAAGAGAGGGGAAGCAAAGCUCCUUUGAAAGAUGAAGGGUCUUCAACUGAGAAGCAAGAGAGGGGAAGCAAAGCCCCUUUGAAAGAUGAAGGGUCUUCACUUGAGAAGCAAGAGAGUAGAAGCAAAGCUCCUUUGAAAGAUGAAGGGUCUUCAUUUGGAAAGCAAGAGAGGGGAAGCAAAGCCCCUUUGAAAGAUGAAGGGUCUUCACUUGAGAAGCAAGAGAGGGGAAGCAAAGCUCCUUUGAAAGAUGAAGGGUCUUCAACUGAGAAGCAAGAGAGGGGAAGCAAAGCCCCUUUGAAAGAUGAAGGGUCUUCACUUGAGAAGCAAGAGAGUGGAAGCAAAGCUCCUUUGAAAGAUGAAGGGUCUUCACUUGAGAAGCAAGAGAGGGGAAGCAAAGCUCCUUUGAAAGAUGAAGGGUCUUCAACUGAGAAGCAAGAGAGGGGAAGCAAAGCCCCUUUGAAAGAUGAAGGGUCUUCACUUGAGAAGCAAGAGAGUGGAAGCAAAGCUCCUUUGAAAGAUGAAGGGUCUUCAUUUGGAAAGCAAGAGAGUGGAAGCAAAGCUCCUUUGAAAGAUGAAGGGUCUUCAUUUGAGAAGCAAGAUGUUUCUGAUCCAGUGCCUUCUCUCUUGAAACCAUUUUCUGUACCUAAAACACAUGCCGACCAAGUUGCAUUUCAUCAACAUGUGGAUGAGUCUCAAAUGGAUGAUGAGGUCCUCGAGACGAAAACAAAUCAAGUUGCAUUUCAUCCUGAUUUAGACCAGGUUGCGCAAUUGUCACACUUGAGGUUUGGUAGCUUUGGCUUGAUAGGAUCAGGCCGAGCUAGUAGUCGCUUUAAUUAUAACUUGGAGGACACGCAAGAGACAGAGGAGGAUUCAUCUUUCAGACAACAGGACACUAACUUCUAUGGAGGGGAGGAAGAACUUAGAUAUAAUGCUACUGAUGAACAAACAUCCUAUCAAAUAGAUUCGACCGCUAGAAACUACCAUGCUUCAUCAGAUUCUGAAAGAGAAGCGGCACAUCAUGAAGAACCUCCUCAAGAAGAUCCAUAUAUGCAGAAUCUUGACAGCUUCUUCACCAACGUAAUGGAUCUAAGAGAUGAGAGUAUAUCUCCUCCCGGUGGAGGACAACAAGCAGCAGCUGUUUAUCAACAUCCCGCCUUAUACCCAUACUUUAAUCAACAUGGAAUGCCAUUAGGGUAUCAUGGUAACUUCAUAAGUGAUCCAUUCAUGCCCCAUGGUUACAUGCAUCCGGGUUUUCAGCAAGGGUUUCCUGUUGGUAACCAUCAGGCUCCUCUAGUUGUGGUUAUUCCUCCCUCUGCCUCAUCACUUCAGCAGCAGCAGAACGAAAACACAUUUGCCUGGCAACGACCACACAUGCGUGUGGCUCCCAGUAGCGAAGUUUACAUCUACAGUGUUAAUCCAAACAUGCAGCCUCCCGGUUUCGUUCAAGCCCAACAACUGCACCAGCAACAGCUGUCUCAACAAGCUUUAAUGUCACUGGACCAACUCCGUCAUCAGCAUCAGCAUCAGCAUCAUCAACAAAGUGCUGGAGAGGCGUCUAGUCAGACUCAAGAACAGCUAUGGCCCAAUAACAACUAGUGAUCAAAAUAAAAACCCCUCUCUCCAUGCCUUGCUUUCUCUUUCCUUUUUUACUUUUGUGAUGUUUGUUAUUCCCGAACAGCGAUGAGUUGAUUCAGAACUAUGAAAAUGGUGUUGUGUGUGUUUGCAUGUUUGGCUAAUAAGAUUUAUGAGGGGGUUUGUUAAAGACUUUUUUAAUGGUUGGUUUGUUGACUUGAAAUUCUGUUUUUGUU
Messenger RNA from Brassica napus (rape), 3294 nucleotides. Its product is annotated as serine/arginine repetitive matrix protein 5-like. Lineage: Eukaryota; Viridiplantae; Streptophyta; Magnoliopsida; Brassicales; Brassicaceae. The coding region runs from base 701 to 3082 and encodes 793 amino acids. The record is from RefSeq and is a predicted model, not a curated record. Gene Ontology annotation, molecular function: protein binding. The transcript is spliced from 7 exons.